AUGGUGGAUGACAUUGACUUGAACCGCCUUGGGUUUCAAGGUCCUCGAUCGAGGUGGGCAAACAAAGUUGAACCAGUUUGGUUCAUAUUAGUUUACUUUGAGUUCCAGCUCCAUCAUGCUGUUUCUCUUUAUAAACAAGCAAUUAAAAGCUAUGAAUUACAUCUCCAAUGGUUCUGGUUUGACCCAAUCUUCCCAAACAACAAACCGACGGGGACAUACGUUGGAUACCCGGGUGAGUUUUGGUUUGACCCGUUGGAUUGGGGAUCUGAUAGCCCGACUAAGAUCAAGGAGCUGAGGACUAAGGAGAUAAAGAAUGGAAGGUUGGCUAUGUUGGAAGUGAUGGGUGCUUGGUUCCAACACAUAUACACUGGGACUUGUCCUAUUGAUAAACUUUUUGCACAUCUUGCUGAUCCUGGCCACACCACUAUCUUCGCUGCUUUCACACCCAAGUGAGACGUCAAAAACGUCAAAAAAGGAUGGG
Molecule: messenger RNA, 481 nt
Organism: Brassica napus (rape)
Lineage: Eukaryota; Viridiplantae; Streptophyta; Magnoliopsida; Brassicales; Brassicaceae
Product: photosystem I chlorophyll a/b-binding protein 2, chloroplastic-like
Exons: 3
Coding region: 1-453 (150 amino acids)
Biological process (GO): photosynthesis, light harvesting in photosystem I; response to light stimulus
Cellular component (GO): membrane
Source: RefSeq, a predicted model, not a curated record